Molecule: messenger RNA, 1238 nt
Organism: Seminavis robusta
Lineage: Eukaryota; Bacillariophyta; Bacillariophyceae; Naviculales; Naviculaceae
Source: the annotation of a GenBank genome assembly
AGUUAGUCAUGAAAUGACUCAGAAAAGAUUUAUUUGUUGGCGGCAACUCAAAACCACAGGAUCCAUCAGCCACAACUUCGAAGGAAACCGAUCACAACGUCCUCUUGUUCGUAAGAUCCUUCACGAUCGAUGCUUUCUUCUCCUUUAUCAGUUAGUGGUUUGUUAGGCUGCCUUGAUUGAAUACAGGAACAAGAUGAAGUUUACUCCUCGGUUUUGGAGGACAGUCCGACGAAUGAGCAUUGGCGUGGCGGCACCUGCAGUUCCCACGGCGUUUUGGUGGAAAUACGCUCACGACGAACGGCAAAAACGAGCCCAAGAUGUCAAAACCAGAGUCCGUCUACCCAAUGUCCAAACUGUGGAUGAUUUAAUGGUGGAAAAAUGUCGACCUGGAGAUGUCAUUCUCUUUGACCGAAGACCAGAAUUGUGCGCUUCGGGACCUUGGGCUGCUUUGUCUUGCAUUGUGGCGAGGGCUCUCUUGUGCGAUGAUGGGGAUGAGCAAGUGCGAUCCGUGGACCAUGGGAAAUUUGAUCAUUGUGGAAUUGUGGUUCCUGGAUAUGUCAAAUCCAGAAAGGACAAAUUUGAUCCUUCCAAUCUACUGGUGCUGGAGGCAACGGCAGGGGAAGGAGUUAUUGCCCGUCCGCUCUUGACUAGAAUAGAAAUGUCACAAUCCAGAUCCAUGAUAUUGCUCCCAUUGGCGUCGUCCGGAGAGAGACGCAAUGACGAAAACUAUGAAAUGCCACCGUCGACCAAACGGAUACGGGACUACAUGGACAAACAAUUCGUGUCGUUUCGUGAUACUUGGGUCAAUCUUUCCGAAAAGGGCGGCUAUAAAUGGGCUCAUAGUACGCUCUGUUUGGGCGGAGCCAUGGCUUAUGCCACCAAUUUGCAAAAGUUUAGUAGCGGUCCAGUAUCACCAUCUGCUUGGGUUGUGGUGCUGGCACUCAAACAAGCGGGUGUGUACCAAGAUGUCGCCGAGGAGCGCACUUUGAGCAUCAAAGUCGAAGACUUCUUGCGAGACCAUCGGUUUCAAGAACAAGAGUCUGUCCGAUUGAGACCUGGAUUCAAGUUCUUGGGACCCGUGUCAAUGCGAGAGUCAUCCAUGACAGGAUAACAGCAACUACUGUAGUGCCGUAGUACAAGGUUCAUGAGCGCGCUUUCUUCUCUGGUCUCUUUGGCACCUUGUAGAGCGUACCGUAUCAAGUACAUGUAGUACGAACAGAAAACCAACCAACCGAUGU